CGCGCGUGGAGAGAGGCGAAAAACCGUUUAAAUGUCGGUCGGCCCUCUUAAGCGUCAGUCGUCCGACACAUCGCGACUUUGGCCGGUCCGCCUGCGGUUGGAUACGUCCGCGUGAACACAACGUAAAAACCACCACCACCGACACUCGACGACGACAACAACAACAAUAACAACUACAAAAUCGCCAGGUCUGUGGUGUCUGCAGCGUCAGUGUAGUGGAGUCUACGUGGAAUUGUAAAAUAUAUUAUUUUACUCGGCCCGAGGAUGACUCUGUGACGAGUUAAUUGUCGGUCAAUAUUACUUUCAUUAUGUCAACCUAACGCAUCGAUUAAAAUGUCGAGUCAAAAGAAAUGUUGCUGAGAUAGUGUCCCGUGGCGGAUAGGGCUGGACGCCAUGGUGGACAACGACGGCGAGUCGACGGCCACAUCGUGGAACGCCACUGGCACUGCGGCCACUGCGCAGUGGAACGCGACCGGUGCCGCAGGUGGGGUGUCCUGUCACUCGGAGAUCGAAGGCGUACUCGGCACGGCCGCAUUCCAAACACUCGUCUACCUGACGUACACGAUCGUGUUCGUCGUGUCGCUGGUCGGCAACGGGCUGGUGUGCCACGUGGUCAUGUUCUCCGCGCAGAUGCACUCGGUUACCAACCUGUUCAUCAUGAACAUGGCCGUCGGCGACCUGCUCAUGACGCUCUUCUGCGUGCCGUUCUCGUUCGUCGCCACGCUGCUGCUGCAGUACUGGCCGUUCGGCAGCGACCUGUGCCACACCGUCAGCUUCGCCCAGGCGGUCGCUGUGCUGGUGAGCGCAUACACGCUGGUGGCAAUUAGCGUGGACAGGUACAUUGCGAUAAUGUGGCCACUGAAACCUAGAGCCAGCAGACAUCACGCCAAAUGCAUAAUAGCAUUAGUCUGGACCGUGGCCGUGAUUACAGCGUUUCCAAUUCUCCUAGUUACGACAUUGGAACAGCCGUCGUAUUGGCAUCAGGAAUGUGGAUUCUAUAUUUGCAACGAGAAAUGGCCAAGUGAGAACGUCCGGCAUUACUAUAAUGUAGCGUUGUUGGUGCUUCAGUAUUGCAUACCAUUCGCCGUCCUUCUAUUUACAUAUGUCAACAUUGGUGUGGUGGUGUGGGGCAAAAGGACUCCGGGCGAGGCGCAGAACUCCAGAGACGUUAGGAUGGCCAAGUCGAAGAGAAAAAUGAUAAAAAUGAUGGUUACUGUGGUCAUAGCGUUCACGGUUUGUUGGCUGCCGUAUAAUAUCCUUCUGAUCCUGUGGGACCACGAACCGUCGCUGAGCUCGUGGACCAGCCUGCCGUACGUCUGGUUCCUGUUCCACUGGCUGGCCAUGUCACACACGUGUUACAACCCGCUGAUCUACUGCUGGAUGAACACCCGGUACCGGGCCGGUUUCGCGGCAGUUCUGCGCAACGUGCCCGGGUUCGGCCGGUGCUUGGGUGGUUACCUGCGGGCACAACAGCACCAGUCGCACCACUACAACAGCCACAACGACCCCAGCCAGGCGGACGGCCUGCACCGGAUCAACACGACGUCGUCAUUCGUGUCGGUCAAGUCACGGCUCAAGUCGUUUAACGGGCGGCCCGCGGCGUACGGCCGGAGCCGCCGGAACUGGCACGAAGAAACGCUCUGAGCGCCGCCGGAAUCGCUCACGCGACGUCGCGGUCGUGAUGGUCGUCGGCGGUGGCUAGACAUCCAGGAAAAAGCCGUUUUCGCGGCGCGGUCGCGACGGGAAACCUCACACUUUUGACUUAGACUCCGCGGCGACGGUCGACCGGACACGAAACCGCACACUUUCUAAUAUUUUUGUCGGUCCGUUCGGUGACACUAUUGGCAAACAUUUUAUACCAGUGGGGGGAGAGGGUGAUGAAUUUUACCACAGUUAACCCAAAAAGCGACGAAUUGUUAAUAUUGUUCUAUACAUAUUUAAAUCACCGUUUUUCUCGAGUGACUAUAAUAUAUGACUUGAUGCGUCUGUAAAAGUGUAGAAUAAAUGCUCAUUAAUUCACCGUUUAUAUGACGACGAAACCACAGAAAUUAGCCGAUUUUAGUUUUAUGUUGAACGAAGAGUCUAUCCAAAAUUAAAUUUUAAUAUAUUAAACGUUAUUCCAAUCAUACAUUUGAUUAAUUUAAAUGCCAAAUAAAGAUAAAUUUAAAGGUAUUCAUGGGAAAUAAUUGAAAAUCUUUGUCAAGCAUAAACUAAUGCAAUGACAAUUCAAAUACUUCAUUAAUACUUUUUUUUAUUAUUUUUUUAUACAAACAUUUAAAAUACAAAUUAAAUAUUUCAAAAAUAGAAAUACGAAUUGAAAACACUGGCACGGCGCCGCAAAAUAAAAUUGCAUUUCAUUAUGACUAUCGGACCAUUGAUUUUAAAUUUUACAACCUUGGAUGGUUAGACCUUUUGAAUAAUACUAAGAUGAGAGGGAAAUCGUACCCAAAUCGCAUCCAAAUGCAGCCUAUGGUGCUUACACCAAUAGAAACAUUUCGCACACUUUUAGUUGGAUAAAAACGCAAAAUCAAUCACACUCUUUUUUAAUGUACAGACCACAUUUUGUAAUUUUGACAUUUUGUCAUAUUAUGUUGUGUUGAUAACAUUAUACCAACUACGAUUAUAAUAAUGAGUCAUGACGAAUAAAUUUACAGAGGUCGAUUUCAGUCGCAAUUAGUAGCAGAUUAGUUGGUUGUUUUCGCGUGUGUAUCGCGGUAUAAUUGUAUAAAAUGAGUACAUAAUGUAAAGUGCUUAUACAAAUGUUUUUCCGUAAUUUUCAAGAGAUUGUAUUGAUUUUUUAAAAUCGGGCAACUAUAACGGUCAAUUAAACAGUAGGUAAUUUAUUUUAUACAUUUUUAUUUAAUUAUUUUUAUUUUUAUAAACAUAUAAGUUAUAAAUACAAUAUAUUUUAUGUUUUAAAAAUAUAGCGAUUUUGCCAAAUUAGAAAUUGAUUAAAAAGUGUGUGGUUUUUGGGUACAACAGCCUUUUUUAAAAAAAAGUGUGAUGUUUAACUUACUAAAAGUGUGUAGUAUCGUACUGUAUUUCAUCUAAAGCGUGCAAUUUUUGGAUUCAAAAGUUGUUACUUCCUAUCAAUUAUAAUCACUAUUUUUACUGUUAAUGCGAGACGCUUCUUCUCGUCCGAAAUGCAUUUUGUGAUGAUGUAAUCUUUUCUCGAAUAAAUCAAAAAGUAUCGAGUAUACGCUAUAUCUAUAUGUACUUUAUCGCUAUCGUGAAAUGGUCAAAUUGGUUCCAAACAAGUUGGGGUAGAGUGAUUUAACAGUUUAAAUUUUCGCGUCAUGUUUCGUCCUCUUUAAAAACUUGUAUAAUAAUAAGAACAAUCUUUUGUUAAUUUUUUUGUUUAACACAACGAUUAUAGAGAUGGGUAAGUCUUAGUUUUGUAUAUGUUUUUGGGAAAACAUGAACAACGCGCAGAUAUUAUUUUAAUAGUUUAAAAAUAGUUUGAAAAAUAUUGUAUGAUAAUAAUAUUAUGUGAAGGGAUGCAAAACCACUUCGACCACUGCACAAAUGAAGUUAUUUUAAAUUAUUUUUACUUACAAAAACCUACAUUUUAAGACGCAUCGAAACCCAUUUUCUCCAGGUGAUUUUUCAAAAAACAAAAAUAAACGUAGACAUUACCCGUGUCAAUAUAUGUAGGUACCUAUAUUAUAUUAUACCCAGGUUUAAGUAAUUUAGCUUAUUGUACCUACGUCAGUUGCAUCGCACGUGUCCUACACGUGUAAUGUCUCAUGAUUUUAUGCUGUGUAAUUUGAUGGAAUAUACUUUUAAAAUUAAGUGUAAUAUAUUUGUGUGAACGAUUCCAUUUGGAUGUAAAUAAUAACGUUAAUAUUAUGUUAAUAAAUACAGUUAAAACACAAUUAUUGUUAUAAAAGUCUACUGUUUAAAAAAACUGUCUCCAGUAUGACAGCAUAAAUGCACCGUAAAAAUAAUGUUUAUGCGCAUACAAUUAUAUACGUGUAAGCACUGAGCCUGCGUGUAUUCCUUGUUUGUGAAUACCUAUGACGAAUUGGGGUGGAUUUUAAAAUGCCACUCUCGGCUACUAAAUACACAGAAGUGUGUUCUACCCAUCACAAAAAAAAUAAUUUUUUGUCCUAUCCGAAAUUCCACCGCUUAAUUUUAUUCGCCAUCUAUUCAUAUUAAAAUUAAAUUUAAAAAAAAAAAAAACGGGUAAGCAGGUUUACCGUUCCGCUGUACAGUUGGCGUCGAGUUAGUUCAGUGAGUGACACUAUAUCACCUCAAAUAAAUAGAACAGCUCUGGAGAGCAUUCCUAACUUGUAAUUACCUAUAGGCUAUUAGAUUUAAAAGAGGAAUAAGCAUGCAGCGAUGAUAUGACACGUCAAACGACUUCUAGAGACAUAUUAUUAUCAUUAAAAAAUAAAAUAUGAUACUGGUCUAGUUGACCCCCGCCAAGAAAAUCUUAUCCCCGCCAAUCCGGUUUAGUUGACGCCCGCCACUUAAAUCUCUCGUGUUUCCAAUGUUCUAGUCACUAAUCAAUAAUUUAAUAUAUAAUUUAAUAAUUCAUAAAAAAAAGUAAGAAAAUUAUUUAAAUCAUUUAUCAUACAUUC
Messenger RNA from Acyrthosiphon pisum (pea aphid), 4583 nucleotides. RefSeq names its product RYamide receptor-like. The record is from RefSeq and is a predicted model, not a curated record. Gene Ontology annotation, molecular function: neuropeptide Y receptor activity. Gene Ontology annotation, biological process: neuropeptide signaling pathway. Gene Ontology annotation, cellular component: plasma membrane. The transcript has 7 exons. Bases 394 to 1644 code for a protein of 416 amino acids. NCBI's taxonomy places the organism in Eukaryota, Metazoa, Arthropoda, Insecta, Hemiptera, Aphididae.